AUGGUUUUAGUUCAAGAUUUGUUAAACCCAGACCCAUCAACUGAGGCUCAGAAGCAUAAGCUUAAAACUUUGGUGCAGUCUCCAAGAUCCUACUUCAUGGAUGUGAAGUGCCCAGGAUGCUUGAAGAUCACUACAGUUUUCUCCCAUGCUCAAACUCCAGUGACAUGCGACUCAUGCUCUACUGUUCUUUGCACACCAACCGGUGGUAAGUGCAGAUUGACCGAAGGUUGCGCAUUCAGAAGAAAAUGA
Molecule: messenger RNA, 249 nt
Organism: Brettanomyces bruxellensis
Lineage: Eukaryota; Fungi; Ascomycota; Pichiomycetes; Pichiales; Pichiaceae
Gene: RPS27B
Product: 40S ribosomal protein S27-B
Exons: 2
Coding region: 1-249 (82 amino acids)
Biological process (GO): ribosomal small subunit assembly; translation
Cellular component (GO): cytosolic small ribosomal subunit; ribosome
Molecular function (GO): structural constituent of ribosome; RNA binding
Source: RefSeq, a predicted model, not a curated record